GGCUGGCAGGCUUUCGAACGCUGUGUCUAAGAUAACAUUGUAUCAACCCGCCUUGUCGUGUGACCAUUUGGAGAAGUCAUUCAUUAGGCCCUCAUUCAGAAUGACGCGCCUAAAGAUGCCGCCAACGCCGGCGUCCUCCACCGAGAUCAAGGGCCAGGACCAUUCACAUCAGCUCUCUACUUUACAGAUGUCUUUUGAGCUGCCUCCAUCGGCUAUAGGGCCAAAUGCGAAGUCCCAGCAACCCAAUUCUGGAGCUAACACUUCACCUGUAUCGCCAUCGCCAUCUACUAAGACGACCUACCCGGUCCAACCAAGCGAGACAGUCAAGUCGAGAAGACGCUCGUCUGCCGCGCAAAAGGAGACAUUUGCUUUGCCUCCUCCGCCGACGAGAUCCCGCAGGAUCAUUCAGAUGAAGCCCCAUCCCCAGGAAGAGCCGGUUGAGCAGCCUUCCCCAGAUAAAACGGCACCUGCCACCACCGGCAAGAGUGCCGCCGGUACCGGGUCUAAGAAGAAACAGCCGUCAGCAACUAGCGCCGCGGGGAGGAAGAUUGCUAGGAAGACGGCCCAUAGUUUGAUUGAACGCCGUCGGAGAUCUAAGAUGAAUGAGGAGUUCGCAGUGCUUAAGGGUUUGAUACCCGCUUGCACCGGCGAGAUGCACAAGCUGGCUAUCCUUCAGGCUUCUAUCGAAUAUGUGCGAUACCUCGAAGAUUGUAUUACCAAGUUAAAGGAGCAACGCGAUGAUCAAUCGGCCACACCAGCCCCAUCCCAGUUCAAGCUGACUCCGUCAAAUGAUGUUGACGCAUAUGAUAUGGACGAGGAUAAUGAUGACGAGGAAGGUCAAGACGAUGUUGAAAUGACGGGUUCGGAAGCGCCGUCACCUGUCUAUGCGCAGACUCCUGUGCGCUCUAAUCAAUCGUCUAUAUCGCCGGCGCUAGUAGCACAAGACGCUCGAGGUAGACAUCACUCCUACUCGUCUAUCUCCACCGAGUAUCGCCAUUACAGUUAUAGUGGGCCGUCUAAUAAUACCUCUCCGGCCUUUGGUCCUCAGGGGUAUCCACAACAUAUGGGGACCGCAUCUACGUCACAUUCGACCCUCACUAGUCCGGCUCUAAGACCCCAGCAGGAGAUAGAUCAGGAAGCCUCUGCGGCACUUCUGAUGCUUAAUGUGGAUCGUAGGGGGAUGGCUAGCAGUGGUUCGGGACGAGGUAUGAGCGUCAAGGAUCUACUCAGCUCAUAAGCCAUAUCGAUUGUGGCUUGGUGUGACUGUAUAUUAUACUUCAACAGUCUACUCCAGGGCGCGAGUUUAAGUCAAUUGAGUGUAGGUUUGGGUUUGAUCGGCUGGGUUGGUGCGGUUGUCUGUAUUUACAUUUGCAUUAGCGGAAACUGGGGGCCUAUGUACACGUCGGGUAUUGAGGGUACGGCAUAGAUACUAAAAAUCGCAAAGGGUAUACUGUGCUAGGGUCGUUAUGUUGUUUGAUAGAUUGGGUUGCUAUAUUCUACGGUAGUAUGCCAAAGAAGCAGAUAUACAACUCACCAGGAUCUUCAACAAUAUUUGUGGAGAUAAUUACUUGAAAUAGUUAAUAAGUAUUAGCAUAACUUAUUUAUUAUGGUAAAUACAAGACGGGUUGAAGUUUCUGGCUUAAUCUUUGCCU
Molecule: messenger RNA, 1652 nt
Organism: Daldinia loculata
Lineage: Eukaryota; Fungi; Ascomycota; Sordariomycetes; Xylariales; Hypoxylaceae
Exons: 2
Coding region: 101-1237 (378 amino acids)
Molecular function (GO): protein dimerization activity
Source: RefSeq, a predicted model, not a curated record